AUGGCGCUCGAGAAUUUCGCGUCUCAGGUCGUGGAAAGACACAAUAAGCCAGAAGUCGAAGCUGGCACAUCAAUAGAAGCGCUAUUAAAUCCUCUCGUCAUCUCGCGCAACGAAAAGGAGCAAGUCCUCAUCGAACCCUCCAUCAAUUCCGUUCGCAUGUCGAUUCGCAUCAAGCAGCAGGAUGACAUCGAAAGGAUUCUCUGCCACAAGUUUACUCGGUUCAUGAUGAUGCGCGCAGAGAACUUUGUGAUUCUCAGACGGAAGCCAGUAACAGGUUAUGAUAUCUCGUUCCUUAUCACCAACUUUCAUGCCGAGACCAUGCUCAAGCACAAGCUAGUCGACUUUAUCAUCCAGUUCAUGGAAGAAGUCGAUAAGGAAAUCAGUGAAACCCGCUUGAGUCUCAACGCUCGCGCUCGUAUAGUUGCCGAGUCUUACCUCGCCACCUUUGGUUGA
Serendipita indica DSM 11827 is the source of this 453-nucleotide messenger RNA. The record is from the annotation of a GenBank genome assembly. NCBI's taxonomy places the organism in Eukaryota, Fungi, Basidiomycota, Agaricomycetes, Sebacinales, Serendipitaceae.